Messenger RNA from Nanorana parkeri, 1613 nucleotides. Its product is annotated as E3 ubiquitin/ISG15 ligase TRIM25-like. The transcript has a single exon. Lineage: Eukaryota; Metazoa; Chordata; Amphibia; Anura; Dicroglossidae. The coding region runs from base 39 to 1613 and encodes 524 amino acids. The record is from RefSeq and is a predicted model, not a curated record. Gene Ontology annotation, molecular function: zinc ion binding; protein binding.
GGAGUUCAUUAUAGUUUUGUUUCCUGCAGUUGCUGACAAUGGCGUCUGCUGACUUGAAAGAAGAGCUGAACUGCUCCAUCUGCCUGGAGGUCUACGUGGACCCGGUAACACUGAGAUGUGGUCACAACUUCUGCCGGGAAUGCAUCAAUCGUGUGCUGGAUAGUCAAAGGAGGUGCGGUGUUUUCACCUGUCCCGAAUGCAGAUCGGUGUUCAGGAAACGUCCUUGGCUCCAGAAGAAUGUGACCCUGUCUAACAUUGCAGAGCGCUUCCACUCUACUCUGCCCGACCAGAAGAAGACUGGGGUUUCCUGCAGAUACUGCAUUCACACUGCCGUGCCUGCCGUUCAAUGCUGCCUGCACUGCGAAGCUUCUCUGUGCGAUAGUCACCUGAAGGUCCACCCCAAGUCACCAGAACACGUCUUAAUCGAGCCCACCACUUCCCCAGGGAAGUUGAAAUGCUCCCUCCACAAACAGGUCCUGCAGUAUUACUGCACCGUGGACUCUACCUGCCUCUGCGUGUCAUGUUUGCAAGGUGCCAACCACAGAGGACACAAGACCAAGCCGCUAGGUGAAGCUUCCAAGUACAAAAAGGACAAUCUGAAAAAGAUCCUGACCCAACUCACCUCCAAUAGACAGGAGACCGAAAAAAGGCUCCAGAGUCUACGGGAGAGAAAAGGAAGAGCCAACGACUCGGUGAACUCUUUCGCAGCGCGCUUGGGCGGCAUGUUCCGACAAAUUCGGGAAAGGUUGGACUUUCUUGAAGUUCAGACCGCCGACUAUGUCGCCAAGGAAGCAGAAAGGAAUGCAAAGCCGAUCUCUGAUCUGAUCCAGCAGCUGGAAAUAAAGAAGGACGAGCUGUGUAGCAAAAUCUGUCACGUCGAGGAGCUUUGCAACGUGACGGACCCUCUAACGGUCCUGCAGGAGAAGGAAUCCACCAAAGGCGACUUCUGCGUUACCGAAAAGGGAGGUCGCCAAGAUGUCCCGAAAAUUGCGGAAAUGGAUGAAUUUUUGAUUGCUUUGAACUUGCAGAAGGAGUUAUCUGAAGUGUUGAAGAAUGUUCCAGAAAUGCUCAAGCUUCCCGGGACAUCACAGCUGCAACUUGACAGGAGGACGGCUGCGCCUAACGUGACCAUUUCCCCCGAUUUCUUGAUGGCCAAUGGGGCACAGGAGAAUUACUUCAAAUCACUUAGUGAUGACACAGACAACAGGUUUGACUCUCACCAGGUGUUAGGCAAAACGGGUCUCAAUGGGGGAAGACAUUACUGGGAAGUUGAGCUGUGGGACACCAAUACCUGGAGGAUAGGGAUGUCUUACUUCUCAAUAGACAGGGAUGGGGAUGAUUCCAUCUUUGGGAAUACCGAUGAGUCUUGGUGCCUGUGUAAAAGCCAGAAAGGUUAUUUCUUCAGGCAUGACGGCGGUUACGUUUCUGUAUCCUCCUCUUUUAAAAGGUUUAGGAGAUUGGGGAUAUAUCUACAUUUCGACAAGGGGCAACUGUCUUUUUACAGUUUAGAGCCGGAGGUUAGAUUCUUGCACACUUUCUACCAUAGAUUUCGCGAGCCGCUUCACGCUGCCAUCAGGGUGGGCUACGGAGCCUGGGUGAAAAUCGUUAAAUAA